AUGCGCGUCCGCACCUGGCUAGCCGGGCCCGUCGUCGCGGCGUCUGUGGCCGCUGCCUCUGUCUCCGAUUCUCUCGGCGAUGGCAUCACACCCAGCCUGGAAGUUGCGCGCCGUCGAGGUCCCGAGAUAUUUAACGCCGUGCACAACUCCAUGCGACAAUGGGGAUCGUCGCUGCACCACAACGGCAUGUCCUCCUUCAUUGCUACAGUACCCAAGGGAGUUCUGUUACACCACGGGAAUACUAGUCCCAACUCGCCCACGCAACCAGACUGGCUGGCGUACGAGAUUGAACAUGCCGAGAACUUUGCGCAUAGUCGUCGUGGAGGACCCCCGGGCCGAGGUGGUCGCGGACCACCACCACCACAAGGUGAUGACCGGGAAGGCGAAAAGCAAAGAACCAUGAAAGAGUCGCACGGGACACUGGAGCUGAGGGGCGAAGAGCAUAAACAUGCCGAGGAGGAGGAGGAGGAGGAGGAGCGCCAUGGCUAUCUACACGUGUAUGAGACCACGCGCCCACUCAAGUUUCUCUACGUGGAUGGCAUGGGCGGUGGCAAGACCACGAUGGGCACGCUAGAUUGGCAGGACUACCUGCUCAGAGGCAAGACGCCGGCAAAUGACACGGACACUUGGGCUCACCCGCAGCGUGACGAGCCGCCACCACCACCAAAACGAAAGGGGCCGGGCGGUGGUGGCCCCAUGGACGAGCAGGAACGUGCCAAGGAUCUUUGCGCGCUGUGCAAGGAAUGGGGUUUGCAGGGCGUCAUUCGCAUGGAGGCUGGUUUCGAAAUCAUCAAGUGCGACUUCUCGGAUGGUCUGGAGCAGGUACAGGCGUUGCAGCGGCCUGAAGAUACGGACCGCAGACCUGGUGGGUUUGGUAACCUCGAGUUUGUUCGGGGUUUGUCGGAGCGGUACCAGGGCAUUGGUUCGACCAGAACCAUUAUUGACUAUUCUUCCAUGGUGUCAGCCUUCUUCUUCCCCGUCAACAUGACCAACCCGGACCCAAAGCGGCAGGACUUGCCCAGGCUUGUCUCGGUAGAGCAGACUCAGCUUGCAGAGAUCAAGAAGUACCUCGAGGGCGUGGUUUUGGAGCGGCGCGACGAAGAGGCCCGGAUUAUUGACUGGCAAGAUGUUUCGGACUUGAUUGUCGGUCGCUACGCAGAUCGCCUCAAGGACAUGGCCGAAGCAGUCGACAGUAUCGAGACCAUGGCCAACAAGGUCAACUUUUUGCUCACCCUCUUUGUUGACGGCUCCAACGUCGAGACGACCGAAGACGCCAUUGAUCGCUGCGCCAACUUUUACCUACGCUCUGUCCGCCCUGCCACCCAGUCGGAUCAUCUUAUUCACACGGCCUUCAAGACGGUUACACACGAGAUUUGCAGCACUCUGUUCAGAGUUCGUAAUAUUGUCGUUACGGACCCGGCGCCGGGCCGGUCCUCGCUGGCAGCCGCUCAGAGCGCAGUGGGGGCCUUGAUGCAAUCAUUGAGCUGGACCAGGUUCAAGCGGUGCCCGCCCUGCCCCAUCAACGAGGUUUGUGUCAUUCCCAUGUGGCCCAUGGGUACCGUGGAGGAAUACAACAACCCGCGCUGCUCCAACGGCUCCGAGGCUGAAGGAGGCGAGAGGUAUUGGGGCGGUGGUCCGGGUGGACCAAGAGGACCAGGUAAUGGUCGAGAUGGUGGCCCGCCGCCGCCAUUGUUUUCUUAG
Messenger RNA from Pestalotiopsis fici W106-1, 1701 nucleotides. RefSeq lists its product as uncharacterized. The transcript has 2 exons. Bases 1 to 1701 code for a protein of 566 amino acids. The record is from RefSeq and is a predicted model, not a curated record. NCBI's taxonomy places the organism in Eukaryota, Fungi, Ascomycota, Sordariomycetes, Amphisphaeriales, Sporocadaceae.